AUGUUCAAUAACUGGCACUGGGUAUUCCAACAAGAUUCGGCGCCAGCUCAUAGAGCGAAGAGCACACAAGACUGGCUGGCGGCGCGUGAAAUCGACUUCAUCCGGCACGAAGACUGGCCUUCCUCCAGUCCAGAUUUGAAUCCGUUAGAUUACAAGAUAUGGCAACACUUGGAGGAAAAGGCGUGCUCAAAGCUUAAGCCUAAAAAUUUGGAGUCCUCAAGACAUCCUUGA
Messenger RNA from Parnassius mnemosyne (clouded apollo), 231 nucleotides. The record is from the annotation of a GenBank genome assembly. NCBI's taxonomy places the organism in Eukaryota, Metazoa, Arthropoda, Insecta, Lepidoptera, Papilionidae.